AUGAAUUUAGAUGUUUCUCCUUAGCUGGGUAGCUUUGAGAGAGCAGAUUCUAAGGAUCCUGAAGACUACUUUAAACAAUAUCGCAUUUAAUUUAAUCAAUCUUAAAUGAAUAUUGAUAGCAUACAUAAAAUAAAAUUUAAAAAAGCUGAAGAAGAAGAGCAAGUAGCUUAAAAUGAACCUAUGUCAUUGCUUUAAAUCUAAUUUGAUAAAAUUGCUAUAUCCCCUAUUCAAAAUUCAAGAAAUUCUAACAUCUCAGAGAGUAAUAGGAAUAUAUAGAGCGACUCCAAUCCUAUGAAACAUUUAGGUCCAUACUCAAAUAAUAUGGGUAGUGAUUAAUUAAAUGAACUGCAUUUAGGAGUUGGUAGUAGCCAUUUAAACCCACCUUCUAAAUUCAACAAUAAAUCUAUUGAUUUUGAUUAUUAUAGUUCGAAUUAAGGCACACAUUAAAUAAUUGCUUAACAAAGCAACAAGACGAUUACUAUAAAAGAUAAAUAAGAUGAUGAAGAAAGCAAAGAUAAUUAAGACAAAUACAUAUCAAUGCAAAAAAUAGCUUUUGAUAAAAAGUCUUUUAAAAAUUAAGAUUACGAUGAGCUAUAUGAUUACAAUUAUACUGAUAGAGAGGAUAAUUUAACUUUGAAAUAAGAACCUAAUUCAAUUAGGGAGAUGUUAAGAUAAUCGUUGAAGAGAAUGUUUAACUUACUCAAAAUCGAAAGUGCUACUAUAUAACACGAAGUUUAACUAAAUGAAGAAUAGUAUAGAUUAAUUAAUGAUUUAGCAUCUGAUGUAACUGUUGCUUCUGAUGAAAAAUCAAAGACCUUUCUAUUUAAGAUAAUAAAAAGCAUUUGCUUUAUCACAAGAUUACCAACAUUAAACCCUUCUCAUACUCUCUCUUUAAUUUGGGAUGCAGCUUUAAUUAUUUUUUAUUUCUUAGCUUUUAUUUUACUCAGUAUUCAGGUAUUCUUGAAUUCUGGUAUAUAUAAUGAGUAAAAUAUAAUAAAUAAUUCUUGGAUGAGACCUACUUUAAUUGUGGUGCUCUUAUAAGAUAUAUUUAAAAAUUUAAUCACUGGAUAUUAUUGUAAAGGAAAAUACCAAUCAGAUUUGAAUUACAUUAUUUAUCGUUAUGUAAAAUGGUAUUUUAUUUUUGAUUUAAUACCCUUUAUACCUUUGGUAGCUUAAGCAGAAGAAUAUUUAAACUUUGGAAUAAAACUAGCUUUUUCAAUUUUGUAUUUGUUUAAAAUUGUUAGCGUAAGACUUUGUUUAGAAAGAAUUAGGCUGUCUUGGAAUGUCACAAAUACAAACUAUGUUAAAAGAUAAUUUAUUAAGCUAUUGAUUUGCUACAUUCUUUUUAUUCAUUUUUUUGGAAUAAUAUAUCAUGGCUUAAGUCUGAUAGAAAUAGAUUAAGAUUAUGAUAGCGAAAAUUCAUGGCUAAAAAGAUAAAAUUUAUAUCCAAACACUUCAAAUAAUCAUAUAUAAUAUCCUUCUGUAUGGACAAGAUAUUUAUAAUCUUUACUACAAGCUGCUCUUAUAUUAUCUAGCCAAUCUUCUCAAAUUCCCUAAACCAGAUUAGAAUAGUUAUUCUCUAUAAUUGCUUCAUUUUUUUCACUAAUUUUAUUUGCCUACUUCUUUAAUGAAUUAUAUAUUUCCUUCAAGAAAAUCGACAAAGAAGACUAAAGUUUAUUAGAAGAAAAAAGGCAUGUUAGUCACUAUAUGCAAUAAAUGAAUGUAUCGGGAAGCAUAAGAGGAAGAGUUGCAAAUUACUUAGAGUAUUUACAUGAAAAGAAAGCAAAUAUUAAAGCUUUACAUUCUACAGAACUAGUUUUAAAGAAAUUACCAAAUGACUUAAAAUCUGAUUUAAUUUAUUCUACUAAAAGUUACUUUGUUCCAUACUUCUAACCUAUGCUUAAAAAAUUUUCAAAAUCAACUAUCAACAAUAUUUAUAAAAUUAUCGAAGAACAUUCUUAUUAACCAGGUGAAAUUAUAUUUUAAGAAGGUGACUAAUCUCAGCCUUCUCUAUAUGCUAUUAUUUCUGGGAAAGCGGAAUUGUAUCUUUCUGGUUCAUAAAUAUUAAACUCUUUGUAAUCUUAGUAAAUUAGCUCAAAUAGAUCAUCUUAAUAAAAAUCUUUAAAAGUUCAUGCUGUAAAUCCAUCUAAAACUUAUACUAGAUUAGCCCUUCUGAAAAGUAGGGAUUGUUUUGGAGAUAUAAGCUUUUUUACAAGCUUACCUCCUUCAGCCUCAGCAAGGUGUACUGAGUUCUGUACAAUUGUUAAAAUAGAUAGAUAAAAAUUUAUAGAUCUUUUGAAUGAACUAAAUUUAGAAGAGGAUUUUGAGAUGAUGUGCAUGCUAAGAGAUGAAAUUAUAUUUAAAAAGAAUUAUAGAUGCAUAAAUGCUCGCUGCUGGUGCUGUUAAAAAUUUGGCCAUCUUGCUAAUUAUUGCAAAUUGACACAUUUUUAUCCCUUAAAAUCAAGAAUAAUUUAAACAAGAACUUCAAACUACAAACAACAGCGCUAGCAAUUUUUUGACAGGAAAAAAUAAACUAAAAAAUAUUCAUUCUUAACUAUCACUUAGAGAUAAACAAAAUUUCAUGAAGACUAUGCUGAAGAGAUAUCAAAUUAUAUAGAAAAAUAUUAUCCUGGAUAAAGUAAUCAUAGUGAUUAUCUUCCAUCUAGCUAGUCAGCUACAAGUGCAAAUUAGCAAUCCUCAAACACAGAAAUAUUAAGUGAUAAAGUGGAAUAUGAGUAGCAUAUGCAUGGUGGUCCUGGCAGUAAUUUAGAUUUACCACAACCUUUUAAUUCAAACUUUAAACCAAGUAAUACUUUGAAUGAAUCUUCUAUGAUAAGAUAAGCUGGAUCUUCAAAAGUAAAGCACAAAGAUUCUACAGAUAGUGCUGAUAUGAUGUUAAAAGAAAUAAAGGAUUCCAAAGGAAGAAAAGAUAGUGCCCAAACAAAAAAUUCUAAUGAUUCCUUUAUCAAGCAUAAAAACACUAACCGCUCAUCAAAUAAAAAAGACUCUCCUGUUGAAAAUAUCUAAAAAAUAGAAUAAUUAGCUGAUUCAUCUAAUAAAAGAAAAGAAAGCAGUGAUAGCUCAUUUUCUAAGCCUGAAUCAUUAAUUAGAGAUAAAACUCUCAAAUCAUAAAAAACAAGAGGUACGUAAAAGACCAACAAAACAAAUAAAAGCGGUUCAAGUCUUUAUAGAAGUAAAUUUGAACACUCUGUUCCUACUUAAAGAAUGGAUUCAAGAGCAUCAUUUGCUUCUAUUACAACUCCUCCACCAAAAGUAUCAACUCCUCAGUAAAAUAUCUCUUAGGAUAACACUAAAAUAUUAGUUACGACAUCUGCGACAAAAUAAAAUCUCAAAAAUAACCCAUAGGCACCAGUGAUUGCUGUUCCAAAUGCACCUGAAAAUCCAGAAUCUUAAUAGGAUUUGAGUUACGAAUUGGUUUUACCAAAAAUUGAGCUAGUUUUAACAAAUAAUAAUAUCCCAAAAUAACCACUAAUUGAUAAUUCUCCUGAUCACAAUACUAACUUUAGUUCUAUGAAUUUAGACUAAUAAUCUUACUACAGUAAAUCUGAAAGUAAUUUAAUACCUGGAAUAAGCUCUCUUUAUGUUGAAAGUUAGCAUAGGCACUUCGUUUAGGGUAGCCUACUUGAAUUCGAUUGCAUGAAAAACUUCAAAGUUUAUAAUACUAAAAGCAAUCCUAGUAAUGUUCUUGAAGCUCCUAGCUUACCCAUAAAUUUACAUAAAAGAUAAUCAAAGAAAAAAGUAACAAUUAUUGCAAGUUGA
Molecule: messenger RNA, 3780 nt
Organism: Tetrahymena thermophila SB210
Lineage: Eukaryota; Ciliophora; Oligohymenophorea; Hymenostomatida; Tetrahymenidae
Product: cyclic nucleotide-binding domain protein
Exons: 12
Source: RefSeq, a predicted model, not a curated record